GACUAACAGAAGGUAAUGUCACUAAACUAUUGUAUUUUUAAUAUCAUUUACAUAUUGUUGCUUACAUAUGUUUGUUGGUUUUGUAGGGACUUGUCCCGGCAAUUGCUGAGUUGAUGCAAUAUGCUGAGCACAGAAUGUGUGCUCGGCAUAUAUAUGCAAAUUGGGCAAAGAAGUACAAAGGUGAUCAACUGCAAAGGCAAUUCUGGCUGAUUGCAAAGAGCACAAAUAUGACAGAAUUCAGAAUUCACAAAAAAGCUCUACAUGCCUUAUCAGCUGAAGCUUUUGAUGCAUUGUUCCAAACUGAAGCAAAACAUUGGUGCAAAGCCUUUUUUAGUGAAGAAUUCAAGUGUGAUGCCGUGGACAACAAUCUUUGCGAGGCAUUCAAUGGCAGGAUCAUAGGAGCUAGGUGUAAAUCCAUCAUAAGUAUGCUUGAGGACAUUAGGAUUUUGGUAAUGACGAGACUGCAAAAACAGAGAGAUGAAUGUGCCAAUUGGCCUACACAGUGUGGGCCUAGGAUUGUGAAAAAAUUGGAUGACAACAUUCCUGCUAGUAGGUUUUAUCAUCCAAUUUGGAAUGGAGACGAUGGAUACGAGAUUAUGCAUAAUGGUGACAAGUAUGUUGUUCACUUGGAGAGGAAAAAUUGUUCUUGUCGAGCAUGGCAGUUGACUGGGAUACCUUGUUGUCAUGCCAUUUGUGCCAUCCUGCUCAAGCAAGCCAAUCCAAAGGAUUAUGUAGAUGACUGUUACAAGAAACCUAAGUAUCUUGCUGCAUACCAAUUCAUGAUGCAGCCGUUGAGAAGUAGCAAGUUCUGGGAUAAAACAAAUCAUCCACCCCCAGAACCUCUACCACUGAAGAAGCUGCUUGGCAGGCCCAAGAAGAAAAGGAGGUUGCAGGAAAUAGAGAUUAGUAGUAACAGAAUGAGUAGGGCUGGUGGAAUCAUACGGUGCUCACUAUGCCAUCGGGAAAGGCACAAUAAGGUUGGUUGUCCAAAUAAGAAGCAGCAACAGCGACAAGAGCAGACAACACAGGCCAAUGAUACAGGGGUACCUCAGGGAGCCACACAAAGUAAUGAUGGGGAACCAAGUGGGCCAACUCAGUCCAACAUUGUACAGCCGAGGAGCAAAAUUCAAGUUAGAAAAAGAUCAAGUGGAGGUGUUUCCACUGAUAGUUCUGCACCACAACGUACACGUGGUGCACUUGGGAAAAGGCUUAGGAAAUAUGGCUAUGGGUUGUUUACAGACAUGAAUACCGGCAUGACCAUUUUGAAUAGGUGCUGAUAUCUCAAGGAGGACCAAGUCAAGAAUCGGCUGCACCACCAAGAACAACAAGAAGUCAAGGGCAAGCACUGCUAAACCAAUCAAUGGUAACUCGAGCACAAUCUAAGAGGAAGCAACCAAUGGCACUACCAAAUCAGAAGGUGCAAAGGCCAGCUCGAAAGCAGGCACCCAAAAAUGCCACAACAGCGCUUGCGUCCGAAUCAAAUGAUCCUGGAAAUGUCACUACACAUCAGUCUGAACAACCUGCUACCACAGUGGCACCAAUCACAAGAAGUUCAGCAGGAGACAACACCAACAAACAUCAAGGACCAAGCAAAAGAAUGUCUCCUCCAAAAGCUAAGCCAGCUGAAA
This is a messenger RNA of Syzygium oleosum, 1628 nucleotides long. RefSeq lists its product as uncharacterized. Gene Ontology annotation, molecular function: zinc ion binding. The coding region runs from base 114 to 1277 and encodes 387 amino acids. The record is from RefSeq and is a predicted model, not a curated record. The transcript is spliced from 4 exons. NCBI's taxonomy places the organism in Eukaryota, Viridiplantae, Streptophyta, Magnoliopsida, Myrtales, Myrtaceae.